ACGAGACAGGGAACAAAUAUAAUGUUUUCAUAGUUAAAACCAGCAGAAUUUACCGCUCCUAAUUUGCUAAAAAAAACACGCUCAGUCUAUUUAUAGAGAGAUACAUGUUUCACAGUCCUUACAUUUGGCAAUAGUCCACAUUUAGCUGUGCGCGAUAACAAUACGAUUUGUUGUCGAACAAAAGGAAAUGUCAGUCAACAGGUAAACAAGUUGGACAUAGUCUGUCGGUGCAUUAUUAAUUGUGUACGAACGGAGAGAGAAACACACCGCAGACUUGUUUACAUGUCUGGAGUUCGAAGGUGUGCACACCAGGUGGAGAGUAUGUUCAACUUUUGACUGCGACUUUAAGAACGAGGGAUGGAUGGUGAGAGAGGUGAUGGAGGUGGAGGAGAAGCGGAGGUGGAGGAUGAGUUUGCGUGUGCCGGGAUGCUGCGGGGAUCUCUGACCUCCCUUCACGACACCGUGGAGCGGAUAUUUUGGGUGACGUUUGGGAUCGGGGCGGACGAGCCGUCUCACGCCAACAACGGGCAGAUAUGGCUGAAGCUGAGAGGGCUGAGCGACGACGUGAAGGCUGCCAAAUUAUUUGUGAAAGGACUCGUGAACCAGGAGGAGCAGCAGGAGGUUUCUUAUCCCGGCAUUCUUCACUGCAUCUUCUGUGGAGCCCGAGGGCUGUUCAUGGACUGCCUGACGAAAAACACCUCGGCACAUAUAGUGGUUGGCUCCACAGGAUUCCUGCUGAUAUCGGGUCUUGCAGAGCCGGUGGUGCGAGCCUACUCCCUUAUAACGGACCUGGUGGGGCGGUACGAGGGCACGCAGUCCAGGCACCCGGAGGCCGCAGACAGGGUACCCGGCGAGUCUCUGGAUUCACGCCGGGCGUUUAAAAUUCUGGUGGAGAAAUGGGAGGACAAGCACAUCCUGGAUCUUCUAGUGCUGCCGGGGUCGGUGAAGGAAAUCCUGCUGGAUUUGGUGAGAGAAUCGGGGCUUGGAUCGAGCCCCGGCCCGGCUCUGACGGAUGGAAAUGCGGCAGCGGGAUCACACGAGGAUUCGGAGGAUAUAUGGGACAAACCUUUCACCGUUACGUACACACUUCCUGAGCCUUCUAUGACUGCAGACUGGUGGGUUGAAGGUUUGACUGCAGGUUCGGGGAAAGACUCCGCAUCCGAGGACUCCUUAUUCCAGUUAGUGUCUGGGGUCACCCGAGGGAGGGCAGAGGGGGCGGAGGUAAGACUCAUAGGUUCUCCUCAGGAGGUGGGAGAAGAGCAGCCGGAGUUGGGUACCAAGAUGGAAGAGGCACGAGGAGAGGAGGAAGAACAGGAGCUGCAGUUGUCAGUGGGGAACAAGGAGUUUUGGCUUCUUUUGAAGUUCUUCACAGCCAUGGGGUACACGGAGGAUGUCGUCAAGCGAGUCCUCGCCCGAACGGGACCCAAAGAGGCCUCGCAGAUCCUGGACGUGGUUCAGCAGGAGCAGGAUCGCACUGACCGUGAGCAGAGAAGUAAAGGUCAAGACGGCGCUGCCUCGAAUCAAAGCGAGAGGAAUCGACCCUGCGAGACGGAGCACAGAGAAGACGAAGAAAUGGAAGUAGGGGGAGAUAAGGUGGGAGAGGGAGCGACGGGAAGCGCAAGACACUUCGAGGGGAAAGGUGGCGCCGAGGAAAAAGGGGAAGGACACGAGGAAGACUUCGUCCUGGGAGUGGUGAAGAAGGCGGCAGCCAGCUGCGGGUACAUGGAGCAGAAAGUGGCCAAAGUCUACAGCAUGUUGCCCGAUAGAUCCACUCACCAGCUGCUCCUGGAGCUGCAGAGGGAGGGGAGCAAAGAGACGGACGCCCUGAGGGAGGGGCCGAGAGAGAUGGACGAUGUGGUGCUGGAGGAAGAGAGACCAAAAGUUGGACCUUCUCGGGGCAAAGCAAGAGAAGUUGAGCUUUUCUUACCAGCAGAAAAGAGAAAAUCUGACGAUAGAGGACGUGUAGAAGGGCCAAAUCAAACCGUAUCUGAGUUUAUUAAGUUCCAUAAACUCACAGACUCACAAACUCCACACCAAGUCAUCCUUCCUGAAGUCAAAGGGCCGCCCAUGCCUACUUAUCCCUCACCCCUAGAUCCUCCACUCACUCAUUUCCAACCCAACAAACAAUAUGGCCAAACCAACUACUGGUCUGAUGCAUCCACCUCGAAACAAGACCACCCAACCCGAGACAACGUCUUCAACCCCAAACCCAAGUCUUCUUCUGUCUUAAAACAAGCGCUCCAAGCCCCUCAGCUCCCCGUCUUCACAAGAGCCGACUCGUCUCCCACCAGAGCGAAGGAAAGACGAGGCUUCGCGGCCGCCUCUCCUUCGGUGGUGGUGACGGGGGAGCAGCGUUUCAUGGAAGGCCUGCAGAUGCACUUCGACCUCCAGCUCACAGACAAACCUGGCGACUCGAAAGUGAGGACGAUCAUCAUUGACGGGAGCAACGUGGCCAUGAGUCACGGGUUGGGUCACUUCUUCUCCUGUCGAGGAAUCGCUCUGGCCGUCCAGCACUUUUGGGAUCGAGGCCAUCGACACAUCAGCGCCCUCCUGCCGCAGUGGAGGCAGAAGAGCGACCCCAAGAUCAAAGAGCAGCACUAUCUGACCGAGCUGCAGAAGCUGGGCCUGGUGUCCUACACCCCCUCCAGAGAGGUGCAGGGCAAGAGGAUCAGCUCGUACGACGACAGAUUAAUGCUGCAGCUCGCGCAGAAGACAGAUGGAGUGAUCGUGACUAACGACAACCUGAGAGACCUUUCAGACGAGUCCCUUGUGUGGAGGGACAUCAUCAAAAAGAGACUUCUUCAGUACACGUUUGUCGGGGAUCACUUCAUGGUGCCGGACGACCCUCUGGGCAGAGGAGGGCCUCACCUGGAUGACUUCCUGCGCUCAGAGCACAGGACUCCGGACCCAGGAAACCACUCUUUUGCCGGCGUAGCCACCGCUUUCCCCUCCUCCAAACCUCCUCGCUCCCAAACGGAGCUCCUGAACUUCCGCGACCGAACGCUGGGCGGAGCGAGCCGGGGGAAAGGGAGGGGACACGGAAAAGGGUGGGACAUGGGACACCAGCAAGGUGUUGAUGCUUCGGGACUGGGGUUCAGCGCGGACAGGAGCCCGGAUGAAACGGCCAGCCUCAGAGAGCAGCUCUGUCAGGUUUUUCCGGGUCAGGACAACAUGGUGGCGCUGGUGCUGCAGUGCCACCCGGCAGAGACGGACAUGAAUGUGCUGUCUGAUCUGAUGCUGAGGCAGUAGAAGGACUAGGCAUCUUUUAGUCUUAAUACUUUAUCUGGGAAAAUUCUGACUUUUCUUACGCUAAAGUUUGCCCUUGUUUUUAAGUCAUACAAUUUUGUUUACCACCAACGCAGCUACGACAAACCCCACCGGUUAAUCAUUGUUCUGCUUAAGCAAGGAUUUUACAACAACAAAAAAACGACAAAAUGAUCAGAUGAGUCCAACAUAUCCAGCAUUUGAAUACAGGUCCGUUGUCUCAUGUAUUCACUCCCACGUUUGCAGAUUCUCUGCAGAUUUUUAAAGUUAUUUUUCGACCUUUAAAAGUAGGGUUGGACUAGUUUUCCCUAAAUCAAGAUUCCCAAUUUAUAUUUUGCAUCCUUUGCAUCCUUAUUGAUCCUAUACAGGUGAAAGGACCACAUUGGAAAAUAGAUGAGGCUAGAGAAUGACAGGCGGGAAGAAAUUUAAAGAGGUGCUCACCAUAAGGAGAGAGGUUUGGUCCCUUUAAUCUGUCGUUCACUGACGAACAAAUAGAAUAGAGAUGCAAUAUAAUACCUGAACAACCCAUGGAUUGCCCAUGGAAUAUCAUAAAGAUAUUCAUGUUCCCCAGAGGAUGAAUCCUCAUGAAUUUGAUGUUCUCCUGACUUUUUACUCUCUCAGCACUUUGAUUUAUGAUCAAAUACCUGAAAAACAUUCCCAUCAGCUGUACUUUGUGUCGAAUGCUAGCAUGCUAACGGGCUAAACUGACAUACGAACAUGGUAAAACCUGCUUUACGUCGGCACGUUAGCAUUGUGAGUAUGUUAGCAUUUAGCUCGAGUGCAGCCUCACAGAGCCGCUCGCCCCGUUGUUGACUCUGUAUGUCUUAAAAACACGACCAAUGCAUAUGGAACAUCCUCCUCGGGGUUGUUUAACCGUUUCAGGUCAUCUUCAGGCGACCGCGUGUUUCUUUUAUCAUGCAACAGUGUUAAAGCGGAAUUAAUUCUCUCUCAUGUUUUCUUGUGAGAACCAGCGCGUCCUCUAUUAUUUGUGCUUCGAGCAACUAGAGUUGAGAAAAUAGUUAAAUGUUCCUUUUUUUUAAAAGAGGAUUUCUAUCUUUUAGAAAAGUCGUUUUUAGACCGAGCAAUAAAUAAAAUGUUAUCUGUCGUUAUUCUGAAUUUAUUAUAACCUGCUGAUCUUAAAAUUGUAUAGCUACCUGUUUACAAAAACAAAAUACAGACAAUAAGAGGCACAUAGUUGUUGUAUCAGUUGUCGGGGAUGUCCUUUUGCAACGCUACAAUAAUACUAAACCAAUCCUUACAAUAUCCUGUACACUUAUUUUUAUAUAUUUAAUUUAUUUUAAGCAGGUCUGACGUCGACAUGAUUGUACACCAUGAUCAUGCAGAGUGUGUCUGGAUGAGGAGGCCUAAAUCAAACCAUGUAUCAUCCAUAUAGCUCCUGUGACCAAAGAUCAGAUCCUCAAUUUAUCACAGUUCACCAGCUCUUAUUUGUAUUGUUCAUAUAUGUACAUUUUGAGAGAUUGAUGCUGAUUUCUGCCCAUGUCUUCUGUAAAGCUAUUUCAAAAAAGUGUCUUAAAAACGUCUUGAAAGUGUUUCCAUGGUACUGUGUGUCUCUGAAUUACUUAAUUCAGUUUUCUUUUGCAGGUAUUUAGGUUAAAACGGGGCUGAAUUUGGUUAGAAAGUGGUGUUGAGGUUAAUUAUAACCAAUAUCACAGCUACAUUUAAAGAGUGAAGCUUUGUGUGAAGCCUGAAUAAAAUAUAAAAAGCAGUUAUAUGCAAUCUAGAUGAAAGAAAUGUUCAUUUUACAUUCAAUUACAUUUAGCUCUGAUUUCAUCUGCCGUUUUGACCUGCACAUCACCAGAUUAAUACUUAGUGGGAUUAAUGUCUGCGACAGUGGAGUGUGGUCAUCUGGACCGGCCCUAGUGCUAGUUUCUAGUUACGAAGCACACACACACACCAUUGUUAAGUAAUUAAAUAGAGACUUGACAUCGGACAACAUCAACAUACUAAAGCGUAAGAUAAACAGGCAGGUUUUAGUUGGUUUCUAAUCAACUAAUAGUCCAUUUUAUGGACAGUUUUAAGUAGUUUGACUUCAAAUACACAGUUAAGAACAACACGAGUAAAUAGAAACCAGAUGAAUGGUUCAGAUUCAUGGACCUUUUUCACAGCAGACAUGUUUGACUUGUCACAUAAAUAGCAUGAAGAGCACAGGUGGAACUAAGCAUGUGUGCCAGACGUCAGUCACCUGAGUUUGACGGCUGUAUGUGCUUUAGGGAACCACAGAACUGGAUUUUCAGCAUAUUAACAGGUAAUGUUGAACAUACUGGAGCCUACACAUCCACACAUCUUGUUUAUUCCCACUUUGACUGUACAUUUAAGCAGUUCUAUGUGCUAUUUUAUUAAUUAAAAGCUCUUGUAACAGAUUUAGGGACUGCAGUUACUGCCAGAUGUGUCAUUUAUACAGAAUAUGAAUCCUGUGACAAUCAAAUAAACUGCUGUUCACAACAAUGUCCUUUAGGGGUCGCACUU
Messenger RNA from Anarrhichthys ocellatus (wolf-eel), 5751 nucleotides. RefSeq names its product KH and NYN domain containing (gene khnyn). The record is from RefSeq and is a predicted model, not a curated record. The transcript is spliced from 9 exons. Gene Ontology annotation, cellular component: cytoplasmic ribonucleoprotein granule; nucleus. NCBI's taxonomy places the organism in Eukaryota, Metazoa, Chordata, Actinopteri, Perciformes, Anarhichadidae. Gene Ontology annotation, molecular function: RNA endonuclease activity; mRNA binding. The coding region runs from base 358 to 3249 and encodes 963 amino acids.